Molecule: messenger RNA, 1158 nt
Organism: Diaporthe batatas
Lineage: Eukaryota; Fungi; Ascomycota; Sordariomycetes; Diaporthales; Diaporthaceae
Exons: 2
Coding region: 1-1158 (385 amino acids)
Biological process (GO): transmembrane transport
Cellular component (GO): fungal-type vacuole membrane
Molecular function (GO): transmembrane transporter activity
Source: RefSeq, a predicted model, not a curated record
AUGCAGACCAUAGGGACUAUCCAGUCAUACCUAGCGUUGCACCAGCUGUCUGAGUAUUCGACCGCACAGAUCGGUUGGAUCACAGGAUUAUAUACUGCCUUAAGCCUCUUCCUGGGGAUCCAAUUUGGUCCCAUGUUUGACGCCUACGGCCCGCGCAUCCUCGGCCCGAUCGGUUGCGCGUUGUACAUCCCCGUCUUCUUCGUCCUCGCCGAGUGCACCCAGUACUGGCACUUUAUGCUCACCAUCGCCGUCUGGGGCAGCUUGGGUGCAGGGAUCAUCUCUACUAUCGGCGUGGCCGUGAUUGGCAAAUGGUUCGUCCAGCGCCGCGGGCUUGCCAUGGGCAUGGCUCUUUGUGGGAGCUCGACCGGUGGCAUAAUUAUGCCUCUGAUGCUGCGGUCGCUGCUUCCCCGCGUUGGUUGGGCUUGGUCCAUCCGAGCCCUCGCCUUUACAAACGCAGCGGUUAUGAUUGUGGGCUCGAUCUGUCUGCAGCAGCCUCUGCCGCAGCAGAAGUCGGCGGCUUCGGAGGAACGUCGCAGGAAGAGGAUUGCAUUGAACUUCAUGGCUCUUUCUAGCAAGACGUUUACGUUGAUCACCAUUGGUAUCUUCGCGCUGGAGUUCGCGGUCUUCGGUGUUUUCGGUCUGUUGCCGACUUAUGUGACGGUAGCAAACUUCCCGCCGAGCACUGGAUACACUCUUUUGGCCAUCGCCAACGGGACCUCGACGUUUGGUAGGCUGCUACCUGGCUUGGCUGGCGACUACUUUGGUCAUUUCAAUGUUUUGGUCUGCAUGAUCCUCUGCACGGCAGCCUUUACGGGGGCGAUUCUGGUACCAUUUGGUUCCACCUCCCUCAAGGCGCUUUAUGUCUUCUCUGCCCUGUGGGGCUUUGGUUCCGGCAGUUUCAUCUCACUGACACCUGUUUGUAUGGGUAAAACGUGUGAGACAGAGGAUUAUGGGAGGUACUAUGGUACGAUGUACUUUUUUGUCAGCUUCUCGCUGCUACUGUCUGUGCCUCUUGGUGGGCAGAUGCUCUCCACUUUUGGAACAAGAGCACUGGCUGGCCUCUAUGUUGGUAUUGUGCUUGCUUCAGGCGUUUGUUUCCUGCUUGCACGGCAGGUACUCUAUGGCAAGAGAGGUUUUGGCCUCAAGGCAAAGAUUUAG